UAGCCGUUCAUAUUGUCACGUUAGCCGAUCGAAGGCGAAGGUACAUCAACUGUAUAUUUUCUCUCUCUAAACAGUAAAAGUAUCUCCUUGUCCAGACAUACCAAGUUCUCUCUCUCUUAUCGGACAGUGACCUGGAAUAGAUUUGAAUAUCGCUGGCACCAACUUUAACAAAGUGUAAACACACCCCCAAAACCUCUCACAAAGCUGCAAAAGCCCUCUCCACUGCAAUCUUUUCAUUUGAAAAAAAAAACCCAGAGUAGCCCCUCUUCUCAGUUCACACCUUUUCACUUCCAAUUUCACCCUAAAAAAAGAAGAAGUGCAUUUUCUGUUAAUCACCGUUUUCAGGUUUCAAGAUCUUUGUUUGUGCAAGUUUUUUCUCAGAUCCCUUGUGGAUUCAAUGGAAUUGUAAUCAUUUUAGAAUUGAGGAUUGCUAGUUUGCAUCUUUCUAGAGCAUGAUGGAAAUUGACAAUAACAGUUCUCUUUCCGUAAAUGGGUCGAGCUUUGCAAAUGGAAUUCACCAACUUCCAGGAGUAGUUGCUGGCAAAUUAGAUGAUGUUCCAAAUGGAAGUUUCAGUGUUCAAGGAUUGGAAAGAAGUUUUCAGAGUGCUGUGAUGGUGAAUGAUAGUGAAACGGUUGGUUCCACUGCACAAGAGGUCACACACGAAUCAAAUACUACUAUAGAAAACGAUCCCUGUUCAAGUUCUGAGGGACAUGAAGCCAAAGAAUCUCGAGAGUCUAAGAAAUCCAAGCAGCCCAAAGCUCCAGGAAAAGAGAAAAAUACCUCAUCCAUUGGUGUCAAGAAAACCAAAGAUGGCAAAGAUGCAUCAGCUGGUUCUGUUGUUUCUAAUGGUUCUCUAGCCUCUCACCAACGCACUAAACGGACUUCUUCCCUUGUUGUAAAGAGUAAAUCAUUUAACGACAGAAAAACUGUUGAUAACAGCUUAAAACCCGCCGUAGCCCGUGUAAAUGUCAGUCAUGCUAAGCAAUCUGGCCAACCUGAUGCAACAUCACCUUCUUCAAAUGCCGACGGCCUUAAGGAGAAAACAAACCUGACACUUUUGAAGGAAUCUGCCCCAAAUAAAGUUGAUGGAAACGCAGAAUCACUUUUGAGUCCUGCUGCAGAUGCCAAGCCUCGCAAAGUAGGUGCUCUUCCAACCUACAAUAUGAGUUUCAAGUGCGAUGAAAGGGCUGAGAAAAGAAGAGAGUUUUACUCUAAGCUUGAGGAAAAAAUCCAUGCCAAGGAAGUUGAGAAGAGUAAUUUGCAAGCGAAGACUAAGGAAACUCAGGAAGCUGAGAUCAAAAUGUUAAGAAAGAGCUUAAAGUUUAAAGCAACUCCCAUGCCAAGCUUUUAUCAGGAACCUCCUCCUCCCCAGGUGGAGUUGAAGAAGAUACCAACAACAAGAGCUAAAUCCCCCAAGCUUGGCCGGAGAAAGAGCUCCCCCACCAAAGAGGUAAAAGAUUCUUCCAUGCACACAAGUAGGUUGAGCUUGGAUAAAAAUGCAUCUCAAAAUCCUGCUAGAGGAUAUUCUCCAGACAAUGUCAAGAAGCCUAUGCGGAAGUCUCUUCCAAAGCUGCCAUCUCAAAAAAUCAACUUAUUAAGUAAUACAAAAAAGCCUUCCUCCAUCAAAACGAGCAUAUCCCAGGAAACAAGUGAAGCUGCAGCUAACAACAUGAGUGCAGUUGCUUCUCAACCAAACAACGUACUUGAGCAAACAAACGAAAUUGAAACAAAUGUUCAAGAUCAUGAAGCUACAUCUGCUGUCGAAACUAGCCAGAUUAAGACUCUUGUUGAAGCUCAAUGGUGCAGCAAGCACUGAAGCUGUAACAGAUAUUCAUGAAGCACCUUCAGUUCCCCCUUGCCUAAAAUAGUGAAAGGUACAAAUAAGACUUGGUUUGUUUGACAAAGGGAAUGGAAGAUAUUUCACCAAGCAAAUGAUGUUUUGUCCAUAGCAACAAGGUUGGUUGUCUAGUGUUCUUUUUCUUCAAGAUUGCUGGUUUGGUCAUUUUAAGUGCUGACAGCUUCAACGCAAUAUGAGGUUGUCAUUUGCACCUUUUCUCUGGGCUAAUUAUGAUUUAGAUGGCUUCCUGUGUCUCCUGAUGUUAGGUAAUCGAAAGUUUUGAGAAUUGUCUUGAAGCAGCUCAAGUUUUGAAUUAGUAGAAACUUUGGCGCUCACUGGGCUUGUAGUGGCUGUUGAACAUCAUAGUUUUUGUUUGUUAAUCAAUAUGUAUUUAUAAAAAUCCAUAUACUCUUUAUGAGGUUCGCUCCUCCA
Messenger RNA from Solanum dulcamara, 2270 nucleotides. RefSeq names its product protein WVD2-like 5. The coding region runs from base 453 to 1817 and encodes 454 amino acids. Gene Ontology annotation, molecular function: microtubule binding. The transcript has 9 exons. The record is from RefSeq and is a predicted model, not a curated record. Lineage: Eukaryota; Viridiplantae; Streptophyta; Magnoliopsida; Solanales; Solanaceae.